Molecule: messenger RNA, 714 nt
Organism: Caenorhabditis elegans
Lineage: Eukaryota; Metazoa; Nematoda; Chromadorea; Rhabditida; Rhabditidae
Gene: F52D1.2
Product: Gag-pol polyprotein
Exons: 7
Coding region: 110-610 (166 amino acids)
Source: RefSeq, marked reviewed
UAGCAAUAGUGAUAAGGAAGUGAACAUGUAUUUAUGACCGUUUUGAAAUGUUUGAACAAUUUUUUGCGUUUUAGUUGAGAAACCAAUAUACGGAACAUUAGAGAACAAAAUGACGAAUUCUGGAAAAAUGCCGAAAAAGAAGACAAUGUUCAAAAAGAUUGGCAGUUUUUUGAAGAUGAGGCAAAAUGAAGAAGACAGGUUUUCGGGAAAAUCAUUGUUUUCCAUAGAAAAUGAAAAUCAUAUCGAAUAUGCGUCUGUUUCAAAUGAGGAUUACGAUAUGAACCCGGCAAUGGAUUUAAUCCAUGAGGAUCUUGCAAGAGCGAGUCUUCUUACCGACUUUAACACAAAAAUUGACGAAUUUGAGCACGGCUUCGUCAACCUGGGAUAUGUUGAGAAGAUGAACAACACCACCAAGUCAAAAAACUUAUCCGGAGAUUUUCAGCGUCCGCGUCUAAGUCGACAGAACGCGGUUGUUCAAGAACGAGAUUCAAACUCAGCUAUGGAAAAAAUAAAGACAAAGUCUUGUGACACUGAAACUUCUCCAGUUGCCAAGUCACCAUCAAGUAAUAUGAGUUCUGCAAAAGAAGAACGGAUUAUCAAAAUUGAUUAGUUUCAAUUUCAAAAACUAUAAUUUUAAUAAUACUUGAGUCAUGUGGAAAUUAUCAUUCGAAAUUUCAAAUUUGAAACAGAAAAAGGAAUAAAGAGUUUCCGAAA